Staurois parvus is the source of this 379-nucleotide messenger RNA. The record is from the annotation of a GenBank genome assembly. Lineage: Eukaryota; Metazoa; Chordata; Amphibia; Anura; Ranidae.
GUGCACCGCCAUUUGCAGCCUCGGCUGCCAAUCAUCGGGUCCUGGUUGAUGAUUCCUCACUGAGUAUCACUGAGUAUUACCGAUGGGGGAUAAAACAACACAGAUCUCUCCCCUGUCAGCUCCCGCACACUGCUUUGCUCUGCAUAGCAGAUCCAGUGUAAAACAUUCACAGUCAACAUAGUAAAACAGCACACAUUUAACUCUUUGAUCGCCCCACAUGUUAACCCUUUCCUGCCCAGUGCCAUUACUACAGUGUCAGUGCUUUUUGUUAGCACUGAUCACUGUAUUGGUGUCACUGGGAAUGUCAGUGACACCAAGUCAGUUCCCCCCAGUGUCAGAAUGCCCGCCACAGUCCCGCAGUCCUGCUAUAAGUCGCUGA